GGCAGGCUCGCGAUGGUCUCACAAUCUCUAGACCCCUCGUUCCCACCCCCGGUGCUAAACACAGUAGAAACGCACAGACCAAACAGUAGAGGCGACUCAGAUUGCCCAACUAGCAUCGGCGUGGUUUGGAUGUCACCAGGGCUGGAAGGCCCGAGAUUGCUAUGUCUAGCGAAUCAACGAGUGCAAGGAAUGCGGACUCGCCGUCUUGCGCACGCAAUACGGCCAGCACUUCCUACACUUUGCGUAAAGCUCGCUUGAAGUGCUCGAUAAGGGUGGGCCCGCUGCCCUGGGAAGGAUUGUAUCGAGUGACGAGCCAUGGCAUCAAGCAAGCAUUCGCACUGGGUUGGUCAUGGGGUUUGUCUCCGCAAAGCGCUCCAGACUCGUCGCCGCUGUUGCUCUCAACCCUCUCUGGGAUUUCUCCAUCGCUCUCAACUAAGUCGCAAACAAGCUUUUACUGCUGUUUCCGUCUGAUGUGGGGCAUGCGACACUGGCAGUCGGGCUACAAAACGUCCAUUGUUAUUCGCUCCACGUGCGAUUUGACAUUUAAACAAGCCUUGAUGCAAAGAGCCAUCGGCGCGCUAGGCGUUCUGGGCAAAAGACAAUCAUCUGGUCCACUAAGACAACCGUCCUAUCGCCGGCCAACGGGACAAUGACUGCAUCGGCUGGUCCUUGAUAAGGAAUCCUUCUGGAACGAUUGAUUCUUAGCGCGCCACCACACGGCAGCCGUCAUAGCUCGCGAGCGCGCAAUCGG
Messenger RNA from Cucurbitaria berberidis CBS 394.84, 751 nucleotides. RefSeq lists its product as uncharacterized. The record is from RefSeq and is a predicted model, not a curated record. The coding region runs from base 162 to 653 and encodes 163 amino acids. The transcript has a single exon. NCBI's taxonomy places the organism in Eukaryota, Fungi, Ascomycota, Dothideomycetes, Pleosporales, Cucurbitariaceae.